Caenorhabditis angaria is the source of this 835-nucleotide messenger RNA. The record is from the annotation of a GenBank genome assembly. NCBI's taxonomy places the organism in Eukaryota, Metazoa, Nematoda, Chromadorea, Rhabditida, Rhabditidae.
AUGGACAAUCCGAAAUUAUUGCGAAAAAUCAAUCUAACCUUGAUUCUGAUAACAUGUCAACUUAUUCUAAUCAUCACUUUUGGCGGUGGUUGGUCUAGCACCGGUUUUGCUUUGAUCCCAUAUCCUUCGGUAAGCUUUUUCUGGAAAUUUCGGAUGGCACAAUAUUUUUUAUGAAACAUUUUUUUUGGGUGAAACACUUUGAGCUCUAAAUCAACAACCUUGUUGGUUUCGAUGAUUUUUAUCAUAAACUUUGAAUAUUUUUAUGGCGCAAGUAGUAUUGAUAAGCAAACUAUGCGAAACUAAUAAACUGUGACUAAUUUUUGGACAGAAAACAUGAUAUACAAAGAAUUUAUGACGUGGCAAAGAGGUUUUUGAAAUCAGAGUUCAGAUUUCAAAAAGAUCCAAUAAACUUUAAAACUCAAGUUUUUCAGUGCGAAAAAGUGAAUUUUUUCCAGUUAUAUUGGUGGGCAUCAACAACAGCAAUAAUUCUAUAUAUCGCCUUGGCCAUCACAUUUCUCUACAUCGCGUGGCUUGUUGUUCAAGUCGUCUACCCGGAUAAAAUCCCAUUAGAUCUCAAAAAUAUCAUGUUCAUCGAUAUGAUUGUUUCUGGAAUUCUAUCGUUGCUGUUGAUUUUUGCAUUCAGUUUCUUUGCUGGCGGAUUCAAUGGAUCAACGUACAGUAUUUUUCGGGUGAGAUUUUAUUUACAACUAUGCAGCUUAAUCGUAUCUUGAAAUUAUUUCAGACUCUUGGAUACAGUUUCUGGUUUUGUGUGAUUGCUGCAAUAACCGGGGUUGGCUCGAUGAUUUCAGCCGGUUUAGGAUGGUUUAGAUCAUAA